Molecule: messenger RNA, 879 nt
Organism: Eimeria maxima
Lineage: Eukaryota; Apicomplexa; Conoidasida; Eucoccidiorida; Eimeriidae
Product: SAG family member
Exons: 3
Coding region: 1-879 (292 amino acids)
Source: RefSeq, a predicted model, not a curated record
AUGCGGCGUUUCUGUUUCGCCGUACUUGCAGGCACGGCUGCCGCCGUGCCUGCACUCUUCACGGAGGCACAAGCCAGCGGCCAGACGUCAUUUUCGGCUGUCGACUGCUCGGAGCAGAUGAACAAGGCAAGAGAACCUAUGGGGUUUCCUAAGUUCACUACACUCAGUUCAUCGGAAUCUUCUUCUCUUAACACCGAAUCCAAUACUACUAAGCUUUGUGCCAGUAUACGAGCGGGUACAGAUCCUGGUGUAUGGCUAGCAGACACUACAGUUAAUUUGUCUGUAGCAGCAGCAAUUCAGGAGUCAGCCGAUGGCGAUUGUGAAGCAGCAACAAAGCAGUGGAAGGGAGCAUUAAAAACAAUAGGGGAUUCUUUACCACCUGCCUAUACACCAGGAAAGGAUAUAUACGAAAGUCUUGAUGUUGUAUCCUUUAUGAGUCUGUAUACACCUAAAGAGGGAGUAGCCGUUACAUGCACUGUCAUACAAUGCCCAUACAAAAGCUCUUCAACAGGAAGCGGUUCUGGCCAGCAAGGGGGCAGCGGUGUCGACAGUGGUGAGCAGGACGGGGGUGACAGGGAGGAAAACGAACCCGAGGAGGUACCCGAUGUGUCAGAGCCCGUUCCCAAUGCGGCAAGCCCCUUGAAUAGAACAAACGCCGACAGUUCAACACCAGUAACAGCAUCAGCAGUAACAGCAGGAGUGGGAGGAGUACCAGCAGCAACAACAACAGCAAAACCAUCUGCAGCAGGAGGGGGAGGAGUAAGGGGAGGAAUGACAGUUCGUCGAUUAGCUGAUAGUGGAGGAGAAGAGCCUUUUAAUGCUCUUGUUUGCCUAUUCAAACCUCAAACACUCACCAAAGGAACUGCACCUUUCAAGUAA